AUGAAUUGGUUGGUUGAUUGGGGAGUAUCUUGUUCCCAAGGUGGAUGCAAGGAAAAUCAAGACGGUUGGUUUGUGUCGAUACCAACACAGAAAAAGUCUGAUAAGAAAGAAAACCAGAAGAAGAAACUGAUUAACAAUGCAAACGAUUAUUGCCAUAAAGAUGAAAAGUUGGAUAAACUUGGAUUUUCCAAAGGAGUUUGGAAUUUUGACCCAAUUCAACCUAAUUUAGCAAAUGCUGGAACUUUUAAUCCUCAGGGAAUGAAUGACUUUAAAAAUGAUACAAAAUGUUUGAAUGAUAUGAUAAACAAGGCAUUUCCUCCUGUAUUUCCUUUAUUUAACUUACCACCAUUACCUCCAAAGAGAAACGGUCCUGGAUGGGCUUCUCACUCAACAGGAAGCAAAUUGGAAGGCUUGGACAAGUCUUGUUUUUUUGGCCUUUUAGACGGGCAUGGGCAUUAUGGAAAAACGGCAUCUCAUAUAGCUGCUUAUUGUAUAUCUCAAACUUUGAGCAAGGAAGUGCCAGAUAUUCCCAAUAGCUUUGCUAUCAGUGAAUAUAUUGAGCAAGUUCUUGGCAUUUUGAACAGGGGGUUUUCUUAUGCUCAUGACAGUGUUAUUAGUGCAAAUAUUGCAAGCAAGAAAGAUUUUGGAACCACUUGCAUUGUAGUUGGAAUCAUUGGCGAAUAUCUAGUGACUGCCAACUGUGGAGACUCAUCAGCAAUUUGUAUUAUUCCCAAUUUAGACAGAAACGUCGACUGUAGGUUGAAAUUGGGCGAGAAAUAUGAUGCUUUUAAUUCUAACCAUCUUUGUUUUGGAGAUAUUGGAGAUAAUAGUAAUAUUGGCAAUGUUCAUAAUGGCAACGUUCAUGAGAGUAAUAAUAAUAAUAAUAAUAAUAAUAAUAGUAGUAGUAGUAGUAGUAGUAGUAGCAACAAUGACAGCAACAAUACCAGUCAUUUCGAAGAAUCCAAUUAUGAAACUUCCAAAAUUUCACUUCCAGAUCUUCCAGUUCCUUUAUCUAACGGUAAAUUAUCCAAUAAAUUGGUCUCCAGCUUUCAUGGGAUAUAUUACCUUUCAAACCCCCACUGUUUAAACAGAAAAAGUGAAAGACAAAGAGUAGACCAAAGUGGAGUAGGGAAAGUUGUUUUGGGUGACUACGGCAUGCUCAGACUGAUUCCCUCUUAUCUUUCAUAUUCACAGGCCAGAGAUUUAGGAUUGAGCAUUUCUAUGAGUAGAUCCCUUGGCCAUAUGCAUCUUUCCAGAUGUGCCUUGUUGCCAACCCCUGACUACCGAAUUCUGAAUUUAGGAUCCGAUCCUCCGAGAAAAGAGUGCAUUAAGUCCAUUAGGCAAAGUUUGGAUAAACAAAAGAACAAGGUUGAAGAUGAAAAGAUGGCAUGUUUUUCUGAGGCUCUCAUUGAGCAAAGCGUUAUUGCUAUUGGGUGGGGAAGCAGAUCCAACAUUUCUCAAUACAAGAAUCAUAUUGAGAAUAUUGAAUUAGACUGGAGUACUGACGAUGAGAGUUUUUCAAAACAUCUAGUUGCCAAAGCAAAGGGUAAACCAUGGCAGGACUCCUACGUUGUAAUUAUGUCAGAUGGAGUUAGUGAUAUAUUGGAUGCUUUCACUAUUGCUGACAUUAUUGUCCAUUCCCAAGAUAAAAGCAUGCAAGAAGUCGCCGGUUUGCUUACUAAUGAAGCUGAGAAGAAGCGGAGAAUUAAUAAUAUUCGGGCUGAUAACUGCACAGUCAUUGUUGUCCGACUUAGAAACAAAUUUUAUAACAAAUCUGAAGAUGAUUGCAAUUCUGUUUUGGAAUCUCCCACUAAAUCAUGCGUUAAUUUAAAUCAAAACAGUGGCAUUUACCUUGAGAAAUCUUUUCUCAGGAGUCAAAAUAAUAGUACCAAUACCAUAAAUAAUGUCUCUAACUCACUUACGACUGUGAAUUCGGAUUCUUCAAAUCUCAAUAAUCACAACUCUGGCAAUUUAUUGAGUAGUCCCAACAAAAUUAAUAUUUGCAAAUCUUCUGAAACUCCAAUUCGUAACUUCAAGCCUAAUCAAAUGUACUUUCACAGAACGGUAACACCUAUCCAAAGGAGAAGAAAAAUUGCCACUCCCUCUCCUGCAAGAGCAAGGACUUGCAAAAUUAGAGAGGUACCCAAUAUUUUUAUUAAAAACCACAAUUAA
This is a messenger RNA of Cryptosporidium ubiquitum, 2172 nucleotides long. RefSeq names its product PP2C like protein phosphatase. NCBI's taxonomy places the organism in Eukaryota, Apicomplexa, Conoidasida, Eucoccidiorida, Cryptosporidiidae. The record is from RefSeq and is a predicted model, not a curated record. The transcript has a single exon. Gene Ontology annotation, biological process: protein dephosphorylation. The coding region runs from base 1 to 2172 and encodes 723 amino acids. Gene Ontology annotation, molecular function: protein serine/threonine phosphatase activity.